Molecule: messenger RNA, 6399 nt
Organism: Ficedula albicollis (Collared flycatcher)
Lineage: Eukaryota; Metazoa; Chordata; Aves; Passeriformes; Muscicapidae
Gene: NFAT5
Product: nuclear factor of activated T-cells 5, tonicity-responsive
Exons: 15
Coding region: 239-4510 (1423 amino acids)
Biological process (GO): calcineurin-NFAT signaling cascade; regulation of transcription by RNA polymerase II; cytokine production
Cellular component (GO): transcription regulator complex
Molecular function (GO): DNA-binding transcription factor activity, RNA polymerase II-specific; RNA polymerase II cis-regulatory region sequence-specific DNA binding; transcription factor binding
Source: RefSeq, a predicted model, not a curated record
GCCGGUUCGCCGCCUCCAGCUGUAGUUGCUGCUGCUUCGCCAUUCAGAGACAGGCAUCGAGUGGUGGGUUGUGUGACAGUGUCUGUCAAUAGUGAAGACAAAUAGUGCCAGAGACACUUAACCCAUCCAAUCUCACCCAGGGUAUAGGAUUUGCCUCUGAAGCAGGGAGUGUCUGCAUUAAAAAUGACCUGUAGUUCUCUGCUUCAUAGAUGCUUCUUCAGCUCCCUCCUCUUCCUCCAUGGGCGGUGCUUGCAGCUCCUUUACCACCUCUUCCAGCCCUACCAUUUACUCUACCUCAGUCACCGACAGCAAGGCUAUGCAAGUGGAGAGCUGCUCCGCGGCCGUGGGGGUAAGUACCCGAGGGGUAAGUGAGCAGCAGAUAACCAGUAACACAGCCCAGCAGCACCCGGCCACGCCGAAGCGCCACACUGUCCUCUACAUCUCGCCACCUCCCGAGGACUUGCUGGACAACAGCCGGAUGUCCUGCCAGGAUGAGGGCUGUGGAUUGGAGUCAGAACAGAGCUGCAGUAUGUGGAUGGAGGAUUCACCCUCCAACUUCAGUAACAUGAGUACCAGUUCCUACAAUGAUAACACUGAGGUGCCACGUAAAUCGCGCAAGCGCAACCCAAAGCAGAGGCCAGGGAUCAAACGCCGAGAUUGCGAAGAGUCCAACAUGGAUAUCUUUGAUGCCGACAGUGCCAAAGCGCCUCACUAUGUCCUUUCUCAGCUCAGCACGGACAGCAAAAGCAACUCAAAAGCAGGAAAUGGAGCAUCAGAGAACCAGAAGGGAGCUGGAGGGAAGAAGACCCCAAUGUUGUGUGGUCAGUACCCGACCAAGAGUGAGGGGAAGGAGCUGAAGAUCAUGGUGCAGCCGGAGACCCAGCACAGGGCUCGGUACCUGACCGAGGGCAGCCGGGGCUCCGUCAAGGACCGCACGCAGCAGGGCUUCCCCACUGUCAAGCUGGAAGGCCACAACGAGCCCGUGGUGCUGCAGGUGUUCGUGGGCAACGACUCGGGGCGCGUGAAGCCGCACGGCUUCUACCAGGCCUGCAGGGUGACGGGCAGGAACACCACGCCCUGCAAGGAGGUGGACAUCGAGGGCACCACCGUCAUCGAGGUGGGGCUGGACCCGAGCAACAACAUGACCCUGGCGGUUGAUUGUGUGGGAAUCCUGAAGCUGAGGAAUGCUGAUGUGGAAGCCAGGAUAGGAAUUGCCGGCUCCAAGAAGAAAAGCACCCGCGCUCGGCUCGUCUUCCGCGUCAACAUCACGCGCAAGGACGGCUCCACCCUGACCCUGCAGACGCCUUCCUCCCCAAUUCUGUGCACUCAGCCAGCAGGAGUCCCAGAGAUCCUAAAGAAAAGUCUCCACAGCUGUUCAGUGAAGGGUGAAGAGGAAGUUUUUCUGAUUGGCAAGAACUUCCUGAAGGGAACAAAAGUGAUUUUCCAAGAGAAUGUUUCCGAUGAGAAUUCUUGGAAGGCAGAAGCUGAAAUUGACAUGGAAUUAUUUCAUCAGAAUCACCUUAUUGUGAAGGUGCCACCAUAUCACGACCAGCAAAUCACCUCAGCUGUCUCUGUGGGAAUUUACGUGGUGACCAACGCUGGCAGGUCUCACGACGUGCAGCCCUUCACCUACACUCCAGAGCCAGCUGGGACUCUGAAUGUUAAUGUGAAGAAGGAAAUCUCCAGCCCAGCCCAACAUUGUUCUUUUGAAGAGGCUAUAAAAGCAGUGAAGGCCACAGGCUGUAACCUGGAGAAGGUGAACAUUCUUCCUAGUGCCUUGAUAACUCCACUCAUGCCAAGCAGUAUGAUCAAGAACGAAGAUGUGGCUCCAAUGGAAGCUUCAAAUGUGGUUGGACCAACUCAGCAAACAUUGGAAAACAGCAUGUCUGGCAUAUCAACUUCUGCUUCCCAUUUACCUUCCGAGAGUGAAAACCAGCAGCAAAUCCAGCCCAAGGUGUACAACCCCGAGCCCCUGAGCACCAUCCAAACACAGGACAUUUCCCAGCCCGGCAGCUUCUCUGCAGUGUCCACCCCGGGCCAGCUGCAGAACAGCGAUGCCCUGCUGCAGCAGGCUGCACAGUUCCAGCCCAGGGAUUCCCAGCCCCGGGAGGUGCUGCAGUCUGAUGGCACCGUGGUGACUCUGUCUCAGCUGGCUGAGGCCUCGCAGCAGCAGCAGCCCACGCUCUCGGAGCCGGCCCAGGCCCUGCAGCAGCAGAUUUCCUCCAGCAUCUUCUCGUCGGCCAGCGGCGUGAGCCAGCUCCAGAACACCAUCCAGCAGCUGCAGGCCGGCAACUUCCCCACCAACACGGCCACGGGCAGCAGCAGGAACGUUGACUUGGUGCAGCAGGUUCUGGAAGCUCAGCAGCAGCUAUCCUCCGUUCUGUUCUCGGGCUCAGACAGCAGCGAGGAUGUCCAGGAUCCGCUGAACGCAGAUAUCUUUCAGCAGGUCAGCCAGAUCCAGAGCGGCGUAAAUCCCGGGAUGUUUUCCUCCUCCGACACGGCUGUCCAUUCCAGAGCGGAGAACCUUUUGCCCGGGCGAGCUGAGAACGUUCACUCCCAGCCCGAGGGUGCCCUGUCCAACCAGCAGCAGCAGCAGCAGCAGCAGCAGGCCAUGGAGACGUCGGCCAUGGUGAUGGGGAUGCAGCAGAACAUGUGCCAGGCGGCCCCGCAGAUGCAGUCGGAUCUGUUCUCCGCCAGCACGGCGGGGAGCGGCGCCCUGCAGCAGUCCCCGGUGUACCAGCAGGCGUCUCACAUGAUGGGGGGGCUGUCCAGCAGCGAGGACAUGCAGAUGCAGUGUGAGCUGUUCUCCUCCUCCCCGGGGGUGAACGGCGGCGAGGCGGCCGCCCCCGCGCAGCAGCCGGUGUCCAGCAACGGCCCUGCAAUGUUCCAGCCCUCCAGCUCUGCAGAGGGAGAGGAGGCCUCGGGCCAGGGCAAACAGAUGCAGAGCUCGGUGUUUCAGACCAUGGUUCAGAUGCAGCACAGUGGGGAAAGUCAGUCCCAGGUUAAUCUCUUCUCGUCCACCAAGACCAUGAUGAGUGUCCAGGCCGGCGGGACUCAGCAGCAGGGCGGGGGUCUGUUCCAGCAGGGUGGAGAAAUGAUGUCCAUUCAGUCAGGAAGCUUCAUCCAACAGUCUCCACACUCACAGGCUCAGCUUUUCCACUCUCAGAACCCUAUUGGUGACACUCAGAAUAUAUCCCAGGAAACACAAGGAUCCCUUUUUCAUAGCUCAAAUUCCAUUGUCCACAACCAGACCAACACUAAUUCCUCUGACCAGCUGCAGCCCCCGAUGUUCCACUCACAGAAUGCCAUGGGUGUCUUGCAGAGCUCCUCGGUGCCUCAAGACCAGCAGUCUGCCAACAUGUUCCUUUCCCAGAGUUCCAUGAGCAACCCUGCCACUCAGGAAGAGCAGAUGUCAUUCUUUACAAGCCCAAAUCCCAUUUCUCCUCUUCAGACAGCAACAAACACUGAACAGCAGACUUCUUUCCAGCAGCAGACACAGAUCUCUCAUAUCCAGAGCUCCAUGCUUCCCCAGGAGCAGCCCCAGACUCAGCCUGCUCAGCAGGGUUUGUUUCAGUCCCAAGUGUCAUUGGGCUCCAUCCAGUCCAGCUCCAUCCCUCAGAACCAACAAGGAGCCAUCUUCCAGCCUCAGCAUUCGAUUGUUGCUAUCCAGAGCAGCCCUCCGUCUCAGGAGCAGCAACAGCAGCAGCAGCAGAACAUGAUGUUCAGCAAUCAAAAUGCAAUGAGUACCAUGGCCUCCCAAAAGCAGAACAUGAUUUUCAAUCCAAAUCAGAACCCGGUUACCAAUCAGGAGCAACAAGGCCAGUCCAUUUUUCAUCCCCAGUCCAACAUGGCCUCGAUGAAUCAGGAGCAGCAGCCCAUGCAAUUCCAGAGUCAGACCACAGUGUCUCCUCUCCAGAAUCCUGGCUCCAGCCAGGCCGAAGCACAGCAGCCAACCAUCUUCCAUAACUCACCCCAGAUUCAGCUGGUCCAAGGGUCCCCAAGUUCUCAAGACCAACAAGUCACCCUCUUCAUCUCCUCAGCUUCCAUGUCUGCCCUGUCUGUCCAGAACAGCAUGAGCCAGCCAGAGCUGCAGCAGUCCCCCAUGUACUCCUCCCAGAACAGCAUGGCAGGAAUGCCAGGAACUGCUUCUCCUCCCCAGCAGCAGCCUCCUCUGUUCCACAACACGGCAGGAGGUGCCAUCAACCAGCUGCAGAAUUCCCCUGCCUCGUCCCAGCAGACGUCAGGAAUAUUCCUGUUUGGCAUCCAGAACAACUGCGGGCAGCUGCUGCCCCCCGGCCCCGCGGCGCUGCCCGAGGAGCUGAUGGCCAUGGGGCAGCCCGGGCAGCCCCAGGGCGAGGCCCAGCCCGCCGUGCCCGCCCUCCUGCCCCAGCAGCUCCCCGAGACGCCCCCGCUGCCCCCCGCCAUGGCCACCAACCAGAACAUGGAGAAGAUCGACGACCUGCUCGUGUCCUUGCAGAACCAGGGGAACAACAUGGCUGGCUCCUUUUAAUCAGAAAUUCCGUGAAGAAAAAAAAGCAACGAUUCCCCAGAUCCUCUCAGACCUUCCAACUCUGGAUUAGGCUGCGUGGAACCAAUUGCUUCUGUGGAAAAGUGGCCUCUUUAAAGAGCACACGUGUGGCCAGUGGCAGACCUGAGGCCAUGACCAUGGGGUUUGGGCUCCAUAGCCAAUAAUGCUGAGGAGUUAUGCUUUGUGUUACUGGGGCGUGGGGUUGGGCUGUUACCAGGUUCAUAAACCUCAUCACAGUGGGGGCUCUUGGAAUUUAAAGCAUAUCUGGUCAGUUAUUAUUGUUGUUGGAAGGUAAUCCAUGUUACCACGUUUACUUUUUCCCUCCUAUUCCUCUUCACAUCCCUAUUUUCCCUCGGGAAGCUCGUGCAGCAGAAGCAGCAGCUGCCUCUGCCUGAGCCGUGACUCAGCUGUCAGUCAGCGAAGGGAUCCCUCGAUUGACACGGAGUAGGAGAGCCAAACCCCCCCUUUAGGAAUUGAAAGUAUUGAUAACUGUAAGAACCAAGCAGAGAAUUGCUGCUGUAAAUAACCAGUUCCCAUCUGAGAAUGGGAUUCACGGUUUUCCACAUAUCUUAGGUGGAGCUGUACAUAGAGCAAGGGUUUGGUGGCUCUACAAAAUGAAGGGGAACUUCCAGUUGAACUUAAAAUCUUCUCUAACACCUUCAGCUUGAAAAAGGUAUUCUUUGUGGCUGAGGAAGGGACUCCUCUGUGUCUCUCGUUGUGACUGAUGGGUUAGAGCUCUGUAAAGCCUGAUGAGCUGUUCCCAAACCAGCUUUUCUCCCUUCCAUUCUCUCCAUGGUUUUCCUUCUCUCCCUCAGUUUUGUGUUGUGUUUUUUAAAAAAGACAUAACUAUCCUACUGGCUUUAAAGCUAGAGAAACAGCUUUUAGGAAUCUUUGGCAGUAAAUUGCUUAGUCAGUAGAAGCUUUGACAAAUAAUCAAGGCGUAAGGAGAGAGGAAACAAUUUCUCCACCACCUCCUAAACGCAGGAAUCCCCCUUAACCCGCCACUUCCAGCUGUGACUGAUGGAAAUCUUCAGCUUGGCUUUACUCCAAGUAGGGGGCAAAUUGCAUCAUUUUUAAGCCUUCUUAAAAGGUCACUUCAUCCUGAGCUGUUGCAUCUUUGUAGCACAUGGAGCUCAUCACAGUUCUGAAGUGAUUUUUCCUUUUUCUACCACCGAGCCCCGAGUCUGGUUUCUAGAUUGUCAUGUUUAAUUAAGAAGUAAAUCAUUGACUGAUGUUACCGAAUGUAAAAACAACCCACUCCAGACCAUGCAGGUGUAUUGUGAGGCGUGUGGAUUUUUUUUGGGUGCUUCAGCUCUGCGGGCAGUGUGUGAUCUCUCCCUAGAGCCUGGCUCGGAUCCGUGUUCCUCCCGCUGCCGCUCCCGCUCCCGCGGCGCCCGUUCCGCCUCGGUGGAGAGUAGCUGGUAUCACGUUCAUUUUUUCAUUUUUGUUAUUUGAAAUAACAAAAGAACAGUCUGUAAAUGGUUUUUUUUUUUAAGUUCCUCGAGUCUGUUUACUGUGUGUUUUCCCCUUAACUGGUGUGUGUAGUUGAGCCGUGUAGAGUUUUUGUUGGUUUUCCUGGAUUCCCCUGUUUGUUGGUCUGUCACGACGUUCACUUUCUCUUUCUGUCUCUCUCUUUCUCUCUCUCAUUGAGAGGCAUUGAAUUACGUUUUCAGUAGUAAGGCUUCUUGCCGAUAUGAAGGGAACUUUUCAGAAAGAGACCUGCUCUGGGUCAUUUAAUUUUGAAUACAGUUUUCAAUCGUUCAAGUUUUGGAUGGUUUAUAUCUAAUGUGUGUUUCAUUUUUUUGGAAAGCUAUAUUUUGUAUUUAGGAAAUGGUAUAACUAUUUUGCUAUUUGUACUGAGUGAGUACAUU